Molecule: messenger RNA, 2671 nt
Organism: Capsella rubella
Lineage: Eukaryota; Viridiplantae; Streptophyta; Magnoliopsida; Brassicales; Brassicaceae
Product: nudix hydrolase 15, mitochondrial
Exons: 10
Coding region: 137-1009 (290 amino acids)
Biological process (GO): coenzyme A catabolic process
Molecular function (GO): acetyl-CoA hydrolase activity; coenzyme A diphosphatase activity
Source: RefSeq, a predicted model, not a curated record
AAGACAAAAAAGAAGAGGAACAAGACGCGGAACACGUGUACUCACGAGGAGAGAUGUGUCUGAAUUUUGUCGAAUCCAAAUAUGAAAUAAUGAUUAGAUUUGCCAAACACAGAAUCCAUUUCCUCAAAUCGGAUUGAUGUUUUUGCUUUGCCGUAGGCUUCCCUCACUUGUACGCACAACAACCCAUCUCUGCAAAUCUAUGGAGCCUGCGGUGACGGCGACUUCCUCUUUCGGUGGUGGGUCUUCUCGACUCGCUGCUUUGGCCCAGCAGCUCCGCCGUUACAAGCCGCCGCCCUCUUCUUCGUUUGAUGACGCUGAGGAGACGCAGACAGAUCAGGAGACCGCCGGGAAAGUGGUUUCUCAGGUUGGGUUUCAGGAAUCUAUUGCUCCGGUUUCAAAAGACCCUGAGAGGUUCAGACCCAAGAGAGCGGCUGUAUUGAUCUCUAUCUUCGAAGGAGACGAUGGUGAUUUGCGUGUCAUUCUCACUAAGAGAUCUUCCCGAUUGUCUACUCACUCAGGAGAAGUUUCACUGCCAGGUGGUAAAACGGAGGAGGAUGAUAAAGAUGAUGGGAUGACUGCAACCAGAGAGGCCGAGGAAGAGAUUGGAUUGGAUCCUUCCCUUGUUGAUGUUGUCACUUCACUCGAACCAUUUCUGUCUAAGCAUCUCCUUAGAGUAAUUCCUGUGAUAGGAAUCUUAAGGGACAAAACAAAAUUCAAUCCGAUACCAAAUCCUGGGGAAGUGGAAGCUGUUUUUGAUGCACCGUUGGAAAUGUUUCUUAAGGAUGAGAACCGAAGAUCUGAGGAGAGAGAGUGGAUGGGCGAAAAGUAUUUGAUCCACUACUUUGACUACAGAACAGGAGAUAAGAAUUAUAUGAUAUGGGGUUUAACUGCUGGGAUUUUGAUCAGAGCUGCAUCUGUGACUUAUCAAAGACCACCUGCUUUUAUCGAACAGUCCCCAAAGUUUAAGUACCCUAAAAUGGUAGAAAAGCAUACUUGUAUGCCUAAAUGAUCAUAAUUUUUUGAUUGAUGCUUUCCUAGAUCCGUCUUCUUCCUCUAGAAGAUCAACGAGAAGACAAUAACAUUCCGUACAACUGAUUCUCCAUACCAGUAAAUGCAGCCCUAGCUACUUGUUAGGCAUCUCAUGAAAGGUUUGCAGAACGGUUUCCAUAAAUUUUCUGUUUUUUCAGGAGAUUAUUGGAGGGGUUUCUAUCUCGUCAUGAUCUAGAUAACAUCUGGCUGGUUAUGAUUCUAGGCAAGCAUCAUCCUCAACCGUCGAUUUGGAGAACAACUCAGAAUCGUCUUCAAAGGCUCAUUUCCCAUUGUAGAAUUUGUGCUAAAUAUAUUUGUAUCCUGAACAAAUUUGAAUCCAAACUUUUCUUGUCAGCCUUAUGAUUUGUCAUUGUUUUAGAUUCAGGCAUUCACAAAGCAUUUAAAUUGUCAUCUCUGGGCUAGAUUUGUUGUGUUUCAGUGGUAUACUUAGUUAGGUUUACUUAUUGCAUUAUAGGUUAAUCCCAGGACCAUUAUUUCUCAUUUUAAAUCCUAUUUUCCUGUUAUUGCAUGGUUUUGGUUUUAUCUGGUUCUUUGUUGGCAGUUUUUUCCUUUGCAAAUGGCUUCGAUUCUGCAUGCUUGAAUUUUGGUAGAAACUAUCCAAACAAGUCCCAUUGUACUAAAGGCAUGGUUCUGCACUGGCUACUCAUUCUAAAGGCAGGAACUCGAUCCUUUUCCUAUACUUAGCUGCUCAUUCGUGGAGAAUAUACAGCAAUUAUCCUUUAAUUGUUCGAUUUUUUAAUGGAAAAAUUGUCAGCUGGAAUGUUGAUCUUCUACAUAGAAAAAGUCAGUGGGGCAUUCCGAGAAUCGAACUCGGGACCUCUCGCACCCAAAGCGAGAAUCAUACCACUAGACCAAAUGCCCUGUUUUAUUAUGUAGUUCAGCUCAUUCUAUGUAAAUCUGGCUACUCAGAAAACAUGAUGGCCCCCUUAAAUGAAGGAAUCUGGUUACAAAAAUUUAUCGAUUGUACGUGAAAGAGUGUUCAUUCAUGGUAAAUGUGGCUGCUUACUAUAUUAUUAUAGUCCUCCCUAGAUGAAGGUUACUGGUUACAGAUUUAUCUAUUGUACGUGAGGAGCGGCAACAUCUCCUAUGAGUAACUCCUUUAGUAGGAAUGUAAAUGGUACAAAGGAGCUAAAUCAAACACCAAAUGCUGCAGGAGUGGGAAGUGGAAACUCUGCUUGAUGUACCCUUCUGAAUGUUUUAAUGAGAAUCAGAGAAGGGCCGUAAGUUGAAGUACCCUAAAUGGUAUGCCUGUGAACGAGUUUUGCGUUUUGCCUGAAGGCGGUUCUCUAGACGACUGACAAGCCUGUAUCUACCUCAAGAUGAGCAAGAAUACUAUACACUCCUUACUACUGAUUCUCUAUUUAAUGUUCCACGAAUCUCUCUGUUUGUUGGAAGAUCAUUUCCAGGUGUCCCCUUUUCUUCAUUACCUUAGAUUAGUCUUUGACUAUAGUUUUCUGGUUAUGAAACAGAUUGUGUCGCACUAAACAUCUUUAAGCUUGGGUUUGAGCCUUGACAUGUUGUUACAUUCUAGUUGAUAUCACUGUUUCCAAAUGUACCAAAAAUAGUUAGAUUCUCUCAUUUUUUGAGAUUCUGUUUUAGUUUAUGGUUUUGGUUGUAAUUA